UUAUGCCUAUUAGCCUGGUAGUUAAAAAAGGAUGUGACUUUUUAAUUUCUAAACAAAAAGAAGAUGGUGGUUGGGGUGAAUCCUAUAAAUCGUGUGAUACAGAAACUUAUAUACAUCAUGAAAACUCACAAGUCGUAAACACAGCUUAUGCAUUGCUUGCUUUAAUGGCAGGUAAAUACCCAAAUGAGGAGCCUAUUCGACGUGGUAUCCAGCUUAUUAUAUCACGACAAUUACCAACUGGAGAAUGGAAACCAGAAUCCAUAGAAGGAAUAUUUAGUAAAAAUGCCGCAGUUUGUUAUCCAAGUUAUAAAUUUAUUUUUACUAUUUGGGCAUUAGGCAU
Molecule: messenger RNA, 340 nt
Organism: Dentiscutata heterogama
Lineage: Eukaryota; Fungi; Glomeromycota; Glomeromycetes; Diversisporales; Gigasporaceae
Source: the annotation of a GenBank genome assembly